Messenger RNA from Leptosia nina, 273 nucleotides. The record is from the annotation of a GenBank genome assembly. NCBI's taxonomy places the organism in Eukaryota, Metazoa, Arthropoda, Insecta, Lepidoptera, Pieridae.
AUGGAAUCGUGGUUGGUAGAAAAGGGUAUAUCAUAUGAAAAGGACAUGUUAAAGAAGAACAAGGAUGUUUAUAAACGAUUUGUAAUAGACGAAAUCUUCAGAGAAAAUAACCACGAUGUCCUUCCUUUACCACCAUAUCAUCCCGAUCUAAACCCCAUCGAGACGGCGUGGGCUGCAAUAAAAGGGCAUGUAGCCGCUAAUAACGUCGAAUGCAACGUCAAUCAAACAAUGGAUCUUAUUCAGGAAAAAAUAGACAAAAUGGGGCAGGAAUAA